AUGAAGUAUUUCAAUGAAGUAUUCCGAGGGUUCAUGAUCAGCCACGGGCUCGGUGAGGGCAACUACUACAUCAUCAGAGAUGGUUACCCAAAGGCGCAGUGCGAAGGAAUGAAUAGCGAAGAGCUCAUUGGCGGCAUUUGCUAUACCUUGGAGCAUCAGAACGGCGGCUUUGACGGUGUUUCCUCCCGGAAUAAGUGCGUUCAGUAUUCAACCCCGAUUGAUGAUGACAAGCUGAAAUUCUUGAAAGGUGCGCAUGAUACGCCUCUCAUAAGUUUCACAACCAUGUACGAAACCUCACUCAACUGCCAGAAACACUACAGCGACUACUAUGGCAUUGCUACGAUCGAUUUCGACACGCCCCUUGAUCCAUUCAAGAAACCUCCUCGCUGUUUCUCGAACCUCUCCGUUUUCACUGUCAAGCAGCAGGACAAAGACUACCGUGGAGUUGAUGCGGCGCAGUCAAGUCCUUGCUAUUGCGAUAUGAAGAAGUCUCACGGCGACAAAAGUAUGGCAGGAGAGAAUUGGCUUCCUGAUAAUCUUGAUAAGAUCUUCACAUACCAUACGUACUGCACUGAGCUGCGCCAGGAUAGCAGGAUUGCGAGUAACGCGACGGAGAGCGAGGCGGAGGCCGGACUAGAUUUAGAGGAACAAAGUCCUGAGUAUUGA
Emericellopsis cladophorae is the source of this 666-nucleotide messenger RNA. RefSeq lists its product as uncharacterized. Bases 1 to 666 code for a protein of 221 amino acids. NCBI's taxonomy places the organism in Eukaryota, Fungi, Ascomycota, Sordariomycetes, Hypocreales, Bionectriaceae. The transcript has a single exon. The record is from RefSeq and is a predicted model, not a curated record.